AUGGCGCACAUCCUGAACCUCCCCACCAGCGUCCUCGAGCAGAUUGCCGAGGCUUGCACUUGGGGUUGCGAUUCCGACUCUAUGCCGGCAUCAUAUGCACGGAACCACGCGGCGCUUGCACGCACCUGUCGUGACUUGUACGCAGUCCUCAAUGAGGGGCUCUACAAACGAAACCUCAAGCGUGAUCCGCACCGGGCGUCCUGUGUCCUGUGGGCGGCCCAGAAUGGGCGCUUGGAAACAAUCAAACGGGCUGUCGAGUAUGGCGCUGAUCUGAGCUCUAAUGGUGUUCCCGACCAGGAAGAGGACGGCUUUGACUGGAGCACGAACAAUGGGCACUUCACAGCCCUCUUCGCCGCUAUGGAUCUCGACAACCGAAACGUUUUUGACUAUCUGAUGGCCCAGGGAGUCGAUUUCAACGUCCCGAGUCAGGGCUGCCCUUGCGGUCUUGCGGUGGGAUGUUACCCAAUACAUCUAUACUUCCAAAAGAACCGUCCCGAGGUCAAGGGGAACGCUCACUAUUAUGCAAAGGCUCUCAUCAAGCAGGGAGCGCGCCACUUCUCCGGAACCACCAGACUUCAGCCGCUCGACCUUGUCAUAACUGGUUAUGACCAGGCCAUGGUAUUUGACUUACUCGAGGAAGCAGAUGGGCGGGAGAGAAUCAAAGCAUUCCAUUGUGCUGUCGGGGCAGGACGCUAUGAUCUGGCGAGAGCCAUCCUACUAAAGUAUCCCCAUUUCGAUCUCUCGGAGCCUGUCCCAGACUCUCUCCCUUGGUCUGGAGGUGGCAUGACUAUCCUCCAUUAUCUAGUUAUGUCGAUGAAGAGCGAUUUUGGCUUCCUCGAACUGCUUCUUGACCGGCCUGAAUUGGAUGCCAAUAUGGAGCUGGAGGAUGGCAACAACCUUCUGCUACUUGCGACGCUUGGCGGUGCGGUUGAAACUGCUAGGGUCCUCACGUCGCGCCCAGAAUUCGAGUACAAGGCCAAUAAAUCUGGUACAACACCACUACAUCGCGCUGUUGUCCGUGGUAAAGAAAUAGUUGAUCUGAUUUUGAACUUGCCCGGAGUGGAUGUCGGUGCAGUGACAAACCGGGGAGAGACAGUUCUACAUUAUGCUCUCGAGCACCAAAGGGAGAUAAAAGAUCUCACGAUAGAAGAAGAGCUUCCAGAAGUAGUGCAGAUGCUUUUGGACCAUCCCGACAUCGACCCGCUAGCAGUAACCAGCGAUGGCGAGACUGCCUUGCAGUACGCCUGCGGUAAUAAGAGAUCCGAUCUAGCUUUUAUGCUCUUGGAAGACCAGAGAAUCAAGGAAGCCCCUACCCAAGUAGGUCUUGGGCAUCUCAAUUUGCUGUUCACUGUUGCUAUAGAGGAGGGAUCGCCCGACGUGUUGCGAGAACUUCUGGCUACACGUCCUGAAAUCGACAUUGAUGCCCAAGACGAGAAAGGCAACACAGCGCUGCACGCCGCCUGCAGUAGAUAUGGAGUUAUACCCAGCAAAAGGAUCGGGGAUAAAUUCUUCCCAUACCGCAUCAAGGAGAAUCAUAUGGAAGACCUAGUCCAAGUUCUGGUCGAGGGCGGUGCCUCCAUGGAUUUGGUGGACGACCUAGGAGAGACUCCCGUUCGACGCGCUCUAAACCAUGGCCUAUUCCGCAUUGCGGCAUGGAUGAUCUCAGAGGGUGCCGAACCCCCAGCCGCUGAAAGUAUGUUGGACGCGGCCUUCCUGAGGUACCGUGAGCGUGCAUCCUUCGCUAUGUAUAUUGAGGUGGUCAAAGAGCUGGCCGCCCACAGAAUCGCAGUCAAGGUCAUAGAUGAUCUCCCGCCAACAGAACUGGCAUGGUUGGCGCAAGACAUGAAAACCCUGGAUUCCUAUUUCAACGGUAUCCCGGACCUCGGUCUACCCGAAGCGCCCAACUCUCAAGACAUCCUUCCAGUCGGAUACUAUCUGGACGGUUUUGAAGAGCUGGAGACUCGGCUGAAGCCCGAAUGGGUCAUAUAUAUGAUCCAAUAUGGAGCCAGACUGGAAAUUCCGGUAACGUAUCCCAACGGAGACUCGGAGUCGCUGCUGGCUGCCUACUUGCGGGCUAUUGGGGUCGGAAAUGUGCCGCUGGAAAUGGACGCAGACAAGCUAAGGCUUUUCGUCGAGCCUCUCGUGGACAUGGGGUACGCGUGUGGUCCGGUAGGCAAUCUGCUGUCGGCACUGGAGAUUGCGUGCCAAACGGAUAUAGGGGGUGAGAAAAAGUUAUUAAAAAUAAUGAUUAAUGGAAUGAGGAAAAACAAUGUAGACAGACAACAUGUCAGGUACCUCAUGUCCGAGUAUGAGGAUGACGAGGUGCUUUUCUAUCUCAGGCAGUUUGAGCAGCUUGAGUUUGGGGACGGAGCUGAUGAAGAUGACACUGCAGAAGAGGAUGACGAGGAUGGCUCUGGCGAAGAGGAGGAAGAGUGGGAAGAGUCAGGUGAUGAAAUCGAUUAA
Messenger RNA from Clonostachys solani, 2463 nucleotides. The record is from the annotation of a GenBank genome assembly. NCBI's taxonomy places the organism in Eukaryota, Fungi, Ascomycota, Sordariomycetes, Hypocreales, Bionectriaceae.